This is a messenger RNA of Closterium sp. Yama58-4, 2925 nucleotides long. NCBI's taxonomy places the organism in Eukaryota, Viridiplantae, Streptophyta, Zygnematophyceae, Desmidiales, Closteriaceae. The record is from the annotation of a GenBank genome assembly.
AUGAAGUCGUCGCAGCUGGUGCUCUGGGUGGGGCUGCUCGCGCUCCUCUCUUGCGCCUCCAUCUGGCUCCUGGCACCGAGGCUCGCCUGGUCCUCAUUGCCAGCGCCGCCUGUUCCGCCGCGCCUCAUCCUGGUGACGCCCACGUACCCGCGCGCGUUCCAGGCGGCGUACCUCACGGAGCUCACUCACACGCUGCGCCUCGUGCCGCCGCCACACACGUGGAUCGUCGUGGAGAGCGGGAACAAGACGGAGGAAACGGCCCUGCUGCUAGAGCGGACGGCAGGCUUCUGCGCAGCAGUGGAGGGAAGCGGGUGUCGGAAGCUCGAGUAUGUUCAUAUCGCCACCAGGAAUGACGAGGACCAGCGGUGGUUCCGCGGCGUGGGGCAGCGCAACCUGGCCCUGGAGUAUAUAGAGAGGGAGAAUCUGGAGGGGAUUGUGUACUUUAUGGACGAUGACAACUCGUACGCGCUGCAGCUGUUUGAGGAGCUGAGGAAGAUUCGGCGCAUCGGGCUGCUGCCGGUGGGGUUCCUGUUUGGCAAGGACAGCCCCAUGCGCUCGUAUGUCGGCCGCCCGGUGGUGCGCGUGCCAUUGAAAGGGGACAGAGGGGCAUCAACCGCGAAAGCUAGAGCCCCUGGUGGUGGCGGUGGCAGUGGAUACGAGGGCGGGGAGAUGGAGCAGGUGACAAGGGCGCGGAUUGUGGGGUGGGAGGCGUAUAGCCGGCGCGUCCCCCUGCAGAGAGACCCCGAGGCACGGCGAUACAUCAUGGACAUGGCUGGGUUUGCUUUCAGCACGGAAGCUCUUCGCAAUGGUACGGUCCAGGGGAAGAAGCAGCCCAUUCGCUUCCGGCCUUCAAAACGCGGGUUCCUCGAGACUGACUUCCUAGAGCAGCUGGUGACACAAGAGGACGAAUUCGAGGUGCUGGCAGAUGGGUGCAGAGCGGUGUGGGUGUGGCACAAGCACAUGGAGGACCUCUCCUGGACCACGUACCCCGCGGAUUGGAAGCCUGAGCAGAGCAACUACCGCAUUCCCACGUAUGACUGGGUGAAGAAUGACACCAGUCACGAGGCUCGAGCUGGGCUGAUCGGGAGGAUUGCUCGCGUGGUGAAUGUUACAUUACCACCGAGUUUUGGGGAGAUAAAAAGGGAGGAGGCUGUGCAGGAGGGACGGGUGGGGGUGGCGAAUGGGCAGAAGGCAGUUUUGAGACGCAACAUGGGAAUAGCAUCAAGGGGGGAGGGGAGGAACAAGAUGCGUGGAGAACGGGAGGAUGGAACAAAAAUGGUUCAACAACGCGUUCCGUCCGAGAUCUGGCUGUCCAACGGAUCGAUCUUUAAGUAUAUAGAUCACGUUCGAACACAAAACGUCACUGCGUGCAUGGCGAUAGCUAACAUUGUCAAGAGCUCGCUGGGCCCUGUGGGACUGGAUAAGAUGCUGGUGGACGACAUUGGUGACAUCACCAUCACAAACGACGGAGCUACAAUUCUGAAGCAGCUGGAAGUGGAGCAUCCUGCCGCCAAGGUGCUGGUGGAUCUGGCAGAGCUGCAGGACAGGGAGGUGGGAGACGGCACAACUUCAGUCGUCAUCAUUGCUGCCGAGCUGCUCAAGAGGGCAGACGACCUAGUGCGCAACCGCAUCCACCCAACGUCCAUCAUCAGCGGAUACCGACUGGCGAUGAGGGAGGCGUGCAAGUAUGUGGACGGCAAGCUGGCAGUCAAGGUGGAGAAGCUAGGCAAGGCGACGCUGCUGAACGCGGCCAAGACGAGCAUGGCCUCAAAGAUUGUUGACAUGGACAGCGAGUUCUUUGGCAAGAUGGUUGUGGACGCGGUACAAGCGGUGAAGACCACGAAUGAGAAGGGCGAAGUCAGAUAUCCCAUCAAGGCCAUCAACAUUCUCAAGGCACACGGCAAGAGCGCAAGGGACAGUGCGCUCAUCAACGGCUACGCGCUCAACACCACGCGUGCAGCACAGGGCAUGCCCCGCCGCGUGGGGCCUGCUCGCAUUGCGUGCCUGGACUUCAAUUUGCAGCGCACUCGCAUGCAGAUGGGCGUGCAGGUGCUGGUGACUGAUCCGAAGGAGUUGGACAAAAUCAGGGAAAGGGAGUCGGACAUCACGAAGGAGCGCAUACAGAAGAUGCUCAAGGCGGGCGCAAAUGUCAUUCUCACCACCAAGGGCAUCGAUGACAUGUCGCUCAAGUAUUUCGUGGAGGCAGGAGCUAUUGCAGUGCGGCGGGUGAAGAAGGACGAUUUGAGGCACAUCGCCAAGGCGUCUGGUGCCACCAUGAUGCUCACAUUUGCGGAUAUGGAAGGAGGAGAAACUUUUGAUGCGUCCAUGCUGGGGCAAGCAGAGGAGGUGUACGAGGAGCGGGUUGCGGAUGACAACAUCCUCAUCUUCAAGGGCUUUAAGGCCGCCAAAGCGGCCACACUCCUCCUCCGAGGAGCCAACGACUACAUGUUGGACGAGAUGGAUCGCUCCCUCCACGAUGCCAUCUGCAUUGUCAAGCGCACACUCGAGUCCAACUCCGUGGUUGCUGGAGGAGGCGCCGUGGAGGCGGCGCUGUCAGUGCACCUGGAGAACCUCGCCACAACUCUUGGGUCCCGGGAGCAGCUGGCUAUAGCCGAGUUUGCAGAAGCUCUCCUCGUCAUUCCCAAGGUGCUCGCGGUGAAUGCGGCCAAGGACGCCACGGACCUGGUAGCCAAGCUGAGGGCGUACCAUCACAUGUCUCAGACAAAAGGCGACAAGCAGCACUUGGCAGAGUACGGUUUAGAUCUGGUGAAUGGUGUGUUGAGGAACAAUGUGGAGGCAGGCGUGCUGGAGCCAGCAAUGAGCAAAACCAAGAUCCUGCAGUUCGCCACUGAAGCCGCCAUCACCAUCUUGAGGAUCGACGACAUGAUCCGGCUGGCCAAGGCCCAAGACGGGCCUGAGGAGUAG